AUCCAGAUUUGUGUUCGUCACCUGCCAUGAUGUUGUGAAUUUCAAUUGGAACGUCUACUGUAUAAUUUAAGGUACUAAGGCAAUAGCCGUCAACAUUCUGCUUGUUGUGUUCUCCACAGAGCAGGCACGGUGCAACGUGUCGGCUGAAACCCGUGCGGAUAGCUCCUCCCACCCUAGCCUAUCAGAAUAAAGUUGGAAGCGAGUAGGUGGGGUGGGUGCUGGAAAAUGCACCAAUAAUAUUGCGGGAGGUGAGGCUCUUGUAGAAAACAUACACAAACACGUGUAUCUCUGCGUGUCGACUGGCGUGGUCAAAGCAAAUGUGUGCCACACAAUAGAAUCAGUACCUGGAGACUACCCGAAGCACUGCAACCGAACCUCGUCUUGAGGACUAGUUAUUAUUAAGACAACGUAUCGACACUGACAUCAGUCAUCCAGGACCAGAAUGCUUUGAAGAUCUGGAAUAUAUUUACUAUCCCUCAGCUGAAAGGUGACUUUUGUUUGGAAGAGGUGAAGAGGCCCCGUGAACGAUUUUAGAAGAGCAGCGAUCAGCUGAAAAGAAAAGAGCGAUUUAUUCGUUUCUCUCUUUUUCACCCUUCAUCGAGCAGCAGUCUUUCUGCUUGACACUUUCCCUCACAGUCCAUCUGGCGACUUUGUUCUGUGAUUUUUUUUCUGUGACAUUCAUAGCUUGUUCACCGUGGUUACAAGUGCGACGUGAGGUUUUAACUGGAGGAGUCUACUUGUUUUGGUCCUAUCCUAUCCCAACCUAUGGGAAAUCUUGUUGUUUUUCAGCUGUGCAAAUUGACAAUCAUGAUUCAACUGUUUUGUAGACCUUGCAGUCCCACCUAGUCUUCCGUUUAGUUUUUUUGGGAAAAUCUCUCCGAGAUAAGUCAGCGAAACACAACGAUCAUAGCGAUCGGCCAGUCAAAUUGAAGAUUAGUAUGAGUUAUGAGAACUCCAGCCCGGCGCCUAGCCAUGACGCACGGGGCGAAGUGGGGCGUACCGAGGAUGAGGAAGAGGCGGGGCGAGGGUCUCCGGACAUGAGCGGAGGCUGUACCUCCGAGGGCGCCAGCAGGGGGCGUGGCUCGUCCCCGGGCGGAGUGUCAGAAGGAGCCGGGGGCUCAUCGGGGGACAUGCGAGGCCCGAACUCGGACGACACGGACACGCGGUCGAGCGGCAACGACUCGGGCGAGCGGGAGAGCGAGGGAGGCAUGGAGCGAGGGGCCGGGUCCAGAGGGCAGUCCGCGCGCAGCUACCAGAGCUUGUCCAGCCACAACUGCAAGGACUCUGGAAUGAUGCUGGACACGGAGAGCAACAAGAGCUCUAACUCCCACAGCCCAUCCCCCCCCAGCAGUUCUCUGGGCUACAGCCUACUGAGCGGGGGCAGCUCGGAGCGCGACCCCCCCAGCACCAGCGGCUGCAGCAGUGACCUCGCACGCGUGAAGACCCAGAAGGAGCUCAUGAAGGCCCUGAAGGAGCUCAAGAUCCGCCUGCCGGCCGAGCGCAAGCCCAAGGGCCGCUCGUCCACGCUCAACGCGCUCAAGUACGCGCUCAGCUGCGUCAAGCAAGUCCGAGCUAAUCAAGAGUACUACCACCAGUGGAGUGUUGAGGAGUGCCAUGGCCUCAGUAUGGAUCUGUCCACUUUUACCAUAGAAGAGCUGGACAACAUCACAUCUGAGUACACACUCAAGAAUACAGACACCUUCACCAUGGCCGUGUCCUUCCUGUCGGGGAAGGUGGUGUACAUCUCCCCCCACGGCGCCUCGCUGAUGCGCUGCAAGCCCGAGCGCCUGCAGGGGGCGCUCUUCUCUGAGCUGCUGGCACCGCAGGACGUCAGCACCUUCUACAGCAGCACCGCGCCCUGCCGCCUCCCGCCCUGGGCCGCCUGCAUCGGCUCCGCUUCCCCGCCAGUGGACUGCACGCAGGAGAAGUCGAUGUUCUGUCGGAUCAGCGCUGACCGGAUGCACGGCAGCGAGUUGCGGUACUACCCAUUCGGCCUGACGCCCUACCAGCUGACCCUCCGUGAGUCGGACGCCGCCGACCCCCAGCCCUGCUGCUUGCUCAUCGCCGAGAAGGUCCAUUCAGGAUACGAAGCUCCUCGUAUUCCUGUCGAUAAAAGGAUCUUCACCACCAGCCACACUCCCAGCUGUCUCUUUCAAGAUGUGGACGAGAGAGCUGUGCCGUUGCUAGGCUACCUGCCACAGGACUUGGUAGGCACUCCAGUGCUGCUCUACAUUCACCCUGAGGACAGACACAUCAUGGUGGCUAUUCACAAGAAGAUCCUCCAGUUUGCCGGGCAGCCCUUCGACCACUCUCCCCUACGGAUGUGCGCACGCAGCGGGGAGUACCUGACCAUUGACACCUCCUGGUCCUCCUUCGUCAACCCCUGGAGCAGGAAGGUGGCCUUCAUCGUCGGCCGCCACAAAGUCAGAACGAGCCCACUGAAUGAGGACGUGUUCACGCCGCCACGGGGUGCCGAGGGCCAGGUGAUGGUGCCGGAGAUCCCGCAGAUGAGCCAGCAGAUCCACCGGCUCCUGGCGCAGCCGGUGCACUGCGGCGGCUCACAGGGCUACAGCAGCCUGACCAGCAGCGGCUCGCACGAGCAGCACCACAGCGUUGCCUCCUCGUCCGAGAGCAACGGGCCCGCGCUGGAGGACGCCGUACAGCUGCUCAAGCCGAUGACCUUCCAGCAGAUCUGCAAGGACGUCCACAUGGUGAAGACCAGCGGCCAGCAGGUGUUCAUUGAGUCCAGAAAUCGCCCAUCGGCCCGGAAACACGCCAAUGCUGGGGUCAGUGGGUCUUUACGAGCCAUUGGUGCCUCUCAGCCAAUCACCAGCACGAAAACACAGACGGCCCCACCCCCCAAGACCACGGCUCCUUCUGAACUCAUGACGAAGGAGUCGCCUAGCCCUUACUCCUACCAGCAGAUCAACUGCCUGGACAGCAUCGUACGAUACUUGGAUGGCUGCAAUGUGCCCAACGCCAAGAGGAAGUGUGGCACCUCCUCGUGCACAGCCUCCUCUACGUCUGACGACGACAAGCAGAAGGAGAAAACCAACAACACUAAAGGUCCUGCGGUAGCUCUUGUAGGGGAGGCUCCUCCUCUACCCCCCCUCGCGUUGCCCAAACCCGAAAGCGUUGCCUCGGUUACCUCUCAGUGCAGUUUCAGCAGCACCAUCGUCCACGUGGGAGACAAGAAACCGCCUGAGUCAGACAUUGUGAUGGAGGAAGCCACUCACACCCUGACAUCAGCCCCUCCCACUGUCCAAGUAUCGACCACGCCCACAACCACACUGUCUCCUCCCCCCGUGCUCAUGACGCCGUCUCCAAGCCCUGCGCCUCCGGCCGUGAGGGAGGCUCGGCGAGGAGGAGGAGGAAGGCUGGGCCUGACGAAGCAGGUGCUGUCGGCGCACACGCAGCAGGAGGAGCAGAACUUCCUGUUUCGCUUCCGUGACAUCAGCCAGCUGCGCGUGUUCGACCCGGCCACCGUGCUGAAGAGACACAACACCACGCCACUAGCCAGAGGUCUGCGCUCUUCCCGUGACUACCCUGCUGCAGGCAGCAGUAGUCGGCGGCGCGGCCGAGGUGGCAAGCGCCUGAAGCACCAGGAGACAAUCAACCAGGGCAGCCCGGCUCUCCGAGGCACCACAGGGGCCACCUUGCCCCCCACCUCCUCCUUCCCCCUGGGUCCCGCCACUACCUCCUCAUCCUGGCCCACCUCUGUGGGCUCCCAGGCCAGCCUGCCGUCUGUGCCCUACCCGCCGGGCAUGCUGCCCCUCUACCCGCUCUACCCGCCGCUCUCGCAACCGCUGGCCGACGCCACCGCGCUGCAGACGGGCCUGCGCUUCCCCAUGCAGAACGUCCAGAUGCCGCCGCAGAUGGUGCCCCCCAUGAUGGCACUGGUGCUGCCCAACUACAUGUUCCCGCAGAUAAACGCGCCCCUCGCCCAGCCGUGCCCCGCCAUCGCCGCCGCCGGCACUGUGCCCUUCUUCAACCCCAACGCGGCCUUCGUGCCCCCCUUCGCGGCCGCAGCCGGGGUCAACCCCAACGUGGCGCUCCCCACCCUGCAGCAGAUGCCUACCGCCACCCAGGUCCCCAGGCCCACGUCCCGCUCCAGCACCCCCCACUCCAUCAGCCAGAGGGAGGGUCGGGCCGACCGGGAGGGGGCAGAGUCCAUGCUCCUCCCCUCCAGCCGAUGCUCCUCCCCCCUCAACCUGCUCCAGCUGGAGGAGCCACUCAGCAACCGACUUGAGGCCACGCCCACAGGAGGGCAAGGGGACCAGUUCAUGACCAAUCAAAGAGGAGCAGCUGAGGACUCCAAAGAGAAUGACAAUGGCGAGGCCAAUGAUUCCACGCAGGACGCCAUGUCCACCUCCAGUGAAUUCCUGGACCUCCUGCUCCAGGAGGACUCCCGAUCGGGCACCGGAUCGGCCGGCUCAGGCUCCAGGUCCUUGGGCACGGGGUCCUCUGGUUCGGGCCUGGGGUCCUCAGGUUCAGGCUCCAACGGCUGCAGCUCGUCAGAGAGCAGGACAAGAAGCAGCCAGAGCAGCCACACCAGUAAGUACUUUGGCAGCAUCGACUCGUCAGAGAAUGACCACUCCCGGAAGCAGCCAGCAGGGGGCGACGGAGAGGCUCAGUUCAUCAAGUGUGUGCUGCAGGACCCCAUCUGGCUCCUCAUGGCCAACACUGACGACAAGGUCAUGAUGACUUACCAGCUACCAAUCAGGGACCGUGAGACGGUGCUGCGCGAGGACCGCAUGGCACUGAGGGCCAUGCAGAAGAGCCAGCCGCGCUUCUCCGAGGAGCAGAAGCGAGAGCUGAGCCAGGUCCACCCGUGGAUUCGCACCGGACGCCUGCCCCCCGCCAUCAACAUAUCGGCAUGCGUAGAUUGCAAAUCCUCUACCUGCGUCCCGCCAUCAGCACCUUUUGAUGUGGAGAUCCACGAGAUGGAGCUCUGCAGUGCUCUCGUCACGAACGAGGGGGCAUCCGCCGAGAAACUGGCCCAGCCCGACACCGCCAUGGAGCAGGGCGAGGGGCACGUGAACGUGAAGAGAUCAGAUGGAGGAAGAGUGGCGGAGACGGACAUAUCGCUGGCCAAAGACCAGGAAAUGGUUACGGAGGAGCAGGAAAUUACCUCACAAACGGAGCAGGGAAGAGUCACAGAGAUGACCCACUGAGUUCAAAGCAGGAAGGAAGCAGUAGUGCUUUUUUACCUUCUUGGGACAAGGUCUGAAGAUGUUCACAGCCCUGUGGUCCGUUCUCAAUGCACUCAAGGCCAGGUCUGCCUCUCACACUGAGUCUGGCAGACUGAAACAGUGUGAUACUGGCAUCACUUGCAACAACAAUGGAACAUUGUUAUUGAAUUAUACAUGCUUCUAAUGUUUCCUGGUGUGUUUUUUUUUUAUCAGCUUUGCUCAAAAGUGCAACACUUUACUGUGUUGUAGACAGUAAUGUUGCAUCCUGUGCUCUCCCCAACGAACAAUGGGUUGGUUCAAUCCAGCCAGGUGAAGUCCCGCUGGGUAGUUCUAUUAAAACAGGGAAGAGGGGCAUUAACCUGCUCAGACCUCCUGGGGGAAAAUGCACCUUUUUUUGUCGCAGUGGCCUCUGCAGAAAGUUUUGAAAGCACUUCUAUUUUUGUAGCUGAAAAAACUGAGGUCUGUGAAAGCAGUCAGUGUCUGACCAAAAUUGACUCCGGAAACAAAUGUAAAUAAAAAGGUUUACUUUGUUUUAUGACCAGUAUGUUUAUUUUUUUAUACUUUGUCAUUUUACAGAAUGUCCUUUCCAAGAAGUAUUGUGUGUGACGAGUGUUUUGUAAAAUCCAGAAGUCGAUUUUUUCAGAGACAGACAUUGAACACAUCACAGCAACACAACAGAAGUCCAAGAAAACUCAGUACAUUGUCAUGGUAACAGGCAGGUUUAGUUCGUAACUGACUGUUUUGGUUCCUACAAGUAGCUAAUUAGCCAGGAACCUGUUCAUGUUCACAUUUCCUCACACUAAUGUAUAUACAGGCGCACAAUGAAUGGACUCAAAUGAAUGGACUAGGUGGAUUUCCAAGACUCCUCAUGGACUUAAUACAUAUCAAAGCGACGGUUUCUAUGGUAACCACCUAUAUAGUGGCCUCUUGUACAGGCCAUCAUCACCUGAUGGGAAAGAGAUUUUGGGACACUGCCAUUGGCCAGUGCCUGUUGUACAGCCUGUUCAGAAUUUCCCACCUGAUGUGGAUGGAUGUGACUGGACUAUUGGACUCCUGAGGACGCUGAGACAACAGAAAGACUUAAAAGAAACUUAAACAGUGGCAAACACAGGAGACCAGACUGGGCAAGACCAGACUCUUGUCUCUUUGUCUCUAUCUUUCUCUCCCUUGCCUCGCUCCUGUGGUCACCUUUUAAAAAUAUUUCUGGAGCUUCUAUUUCUUACUUUGGCAAAAUCUGCCUUUGUUGUCUUGGUUGACUUCCUGUCUCUUAUUUUCUGUCAGGGUGAUGUGAUUCUCUGCUUCAGUCGUCCUCAAGAAUUUGUAUAUUUUUUUUUUUGAAUGUCUUUAUAUUGAAAACAAAAUGAUAAUAAUAAUAAAAUUAUUAAAU
Messenger RNA from Clupea harengus (Atlantic herring), 6579 nucleotides. It is a transcript of the gene per1b, whose product is annotated as period circadian clock 1b. Gene Ontology annotation, cellular component: cytoplasm; nucleus. Gene Ontology annotation, biological process: entrainment of circadian clock by photoperiod; circadian regulation of gene expression; negative regulation of transcription by RNA polymerase II. The record is from RefSeq and is a predicted model, not a curated record. Lineage: Eukaryota; Metazoa; Chordata; Actinopteri; Clupeiformes; Clupeidae. Gene Ontology annotation, molecular function: transcription corepressor binding; transcription cis-regulatory region binding.